Ostrinia furnacalis (Asian corn borer) is the source of this 3101-nucleotide messenger RNA. Its product is annotated as Collapsin Response Mediator Protein. Gene Ontology annotation, molecular function: dihydropyrimidinase activity. The record is from RefSeq and is a predicted model, not a curated record. Gene Ontology annotation, biological process: pyrimidine nucleobase catabolic process. Gene Ontology annotation, cellular component: cytoplasm; cytosol. Bases 1 to 2943 code for a protein of 980 amino acids. The transcript has 23 exons. Lineage: Eukaryota; Metazoa; Arthropoda; Insecta; Lepidoptera; Crambidae.
AUGAGACAAGUGGGCCGCAACCUCAUCAUCCCCGGGGGAACCCGCACCAUCGACGCAACCGGGAAACUGGUGAUUCCGGGAGGAAUUGAUCCCCACACCCACUUCGAGUUGGAAAUGAUGGGUGCCAAGGCUGCUGACGACUUCUACAAGGGGACCAGAGCGGCGGUAGCUGGAGGAACUACUACUGUUCUUGACUUCGUUCUACCUCAGAAGGGACAGUCUCUUGUGGAAGCUUACAACAACUGGAGACAGAAGGCUGACGGCAAGGUAUGCUGCGACUACGGUCUCCACGUGGGCGUGACCUGGUGGUCUCCCUCCGUGAAGAAGGAAAUGGAGAAGCUGACCUCCGAGGAGUACGGAGUGAACUCUUUCAAGAUGUUCAUGGCGUAUAAGGACGCGUGGAUGCUGGACGAUUAUGACCUUUCUUGCGCCAUGGAAACGUGCACUGAACUAAGGGCUUUGGCUCAGGUUCACGCCGAAAACGGCCACAUCAUCGCCCGGAACACCGAGAAACUUCUAGAGGCGGGAGUGACCGGCCCUCACGGCCACCAGCUGUCCCGCGAUGAGGAGGUGGAGGCUGAGGCCGUCAACCGCGCCUGUGUCAUCGCCAACCAGGCGAACUCCCCGCUGUACAUUGUCCACAUGAUGUCCAAGAGCGCAGUCCAAGCCUUGGAGAAUGCGCGCGCGCGCCAGAAGCCGCCAGUGUAUGGAGAAACUCUGGCUGCUACCGUUGGAACUGAUGGUACCCACUACCGCAACUCGUGCUUCCGUCACGCGGCCGCGCACGUUCUUUCUCCGCCGCUGCGGCCGGAUCCUUCUACCCCCCAGGCCAUGUGCGAGGCGCUGGCCGAUGACCGCCUGCAGUUGAUCGGCAGCGACAACUGUACCUUCCAUGAGAAAGACAAGGAAAUUGGCAAGAACAACUUCUCGAAGAUUCCCAAUGGAGUCAACGGGGUUGAGGACCGCAUGGCCAUCUUGUGGCAGAAGGCUGUUAACACUGGCAUUAUGGACCCGUGCCGCUUCGUAGCUGUCACCAGCUCGAACGCAGCGAAGAUAUUCAAUCUAUGGCCGGCGAAGGGCCGCGUGGCCGCCAACAGCGACGCGGAUAUCGUGGUGUGGGACCCGCGCCUCGAACGCACCAUCUCUGCUGCCGCCCACCGGCAUGCCGUGGACUUUAAUAUCUUCGAGGGCCAGCACGUGGUGGGCAGCCCUCAGUACGUGAUUGUCAACGGGCGAGUGUGCCUCGAUGACGGGGACCUCCGGGUGGCUGAGGGGUCCGGCCGCUUCCUCAAGACGCCCGUCAACAGCCCCUACAUCUACGGCGCCGGCUCGCUCCGCUCGGCGCCCGCUUCUCCGCAGCAGGAGGCGGCUAACGGGACCAACGGGAACUCCACGCCUACCCACCACGAGCUGACGCUGGUAAACAAGCAGCUGGAAGCCAUGUCUGUGUCAUCGGGCUGCAGCACGCCCACCGGCCGCAAGAUGCGCGAGCUCGGCCAGCGAGACNGAGGAGCUACUGACCUGGUAGACCUGCUAACCAUUAGUACAGCAUCUGGAGAGAGAGAUCACACCAUAGCAACACUGAGGAGCUACGGGAGCUGGGAUAGACAUCUGAUCUCCACUGCAGGAGCAAUAUUCUUUCUAGAGGCCUGCAUCAUCGCUGACCAGAUGGCGGGAGUGACCGGCCCUCACGGCCACCAGCUGUCCCGCGACGAGGAGGUGGAGGCCGAGGCCGUCAACCGCGCCUGCGUCAUCGCCAACCAGGCGAACUCCCCGCUGUACAUAGUCCACAUGAUGUCCAAGAGCGCUGUGCAAGCCUUGGAGAAUGCGCGCGCGCGUCAGAAGCCGCCUGUUUAUGGAGAAACUCUGGCUGCUACCGUUGGGACUGAUGGUACCCACUACCGCAACUCGUGCUUCCGUCACGCGGCCGCGCACGUUCUUUCUCCGCCGCUGCGGCCGGAUCCUUCUACCCCCCAGGCCAUGUGCGAGGCGUUGGCCGAUGACCGCCUGCAGUUGAUCGGCAGUGACAACUGUACCUUCCAUGAGAAAGACAAGGAGAUCGGCAAGAACAACUUCUCGAAGAUUCCCAAUGGAGUCAACGGGGUUGAGGACCGCAUGGCCAUCUUGUGGCAGAAGGCUGUUAACACUGGAAUUAUGGACCCGUGCCGCUUCGUAGCCGUCACCAGCUCCAACGCAGCCAAGAUAUUCAACCUAUGGCCGGCGAAGGGCCGCGUGGCCGCCAACAGUGACGCGGAUAUCGUGGUGUGGGACCCGCGGCUUGAGCGCACCAUCUCUGCUGCCGCUCACCGGCAUGCCGUGGACUUUAAUAUCUUCGAGGUAAGGACCAAUUUAGCACGGCGAAGGAGGACUCUCGCAGCCAAAAUCUUCAACCUCUGGCCGGCGAAGGGCCGCGUGGCCGCCAACAGCGACGCGGAUAUCGUGGUGUGGGACCCGCGCCUCGAGCGCACCAUCUCUGCUGCCGCGCACCGGCAUGCCGUGGACUUUAAUAUCUUCGAGGGUCAACACGUGGUGGGCAGCCCUCAGUACGUGAUCGUCAACGGGCGAGUGUGCCUCGAUGACGGGGACCUCCGAGUAGCUGAGGGGUCCGGGCGCUUCCUCAAGACGCCCGUCAACAGCCCCUACAUCUACGGCGCCGGCUCCCUCCGCUCGGCGCCCGCUUCCCCGCAGCAGGAGGCGGCUAACGGGACCAACGGGAACUCCACGCCUACCCACCACGAGCUGACGCUGGUAAACAAGCAGCUGGAAGCCAUGUCUGUGUCAUCGGGCUGCAGCACGCCCACCGGCCGCAAGAUGCGCGAGCUCGGCCAGCGCGACCUGCAGAGCUCCACCUUCUCCAUCAGCAAAGAGGUAGAGGGCCUUGACACCAAGACUUCGGUCCGCGUACGGAACCCGCCAGGCGGUAAGUCUUCCGGACUCUGGUAAUCCGCUUCUAACCAGACAGCGGGCAAGCUUGCAUCGCGUUGGCAGAAUCUGCUUGUGGAAACUAUGUAUGUAUAGGCACAAUUCGUUUGUAGUUUUCGUAUCGGAUUUGAUAGUUAAUUUAUUUUGAUGAAUUUAUUCAUCUUUGGCAACAUUUGGGA